UAUAUUAUUACGCACACCGCGCGCAACGGUGUGUAUCUAUUUUGCAAAUGUAAAUUUGUUUAGCUUUUUAAAUACAGAAUGGGCAUAUUAGAGAAAAUAUCUGAAAUUGAAAAAGAAAUUGCUCGAACACAAAAAAAUAAAGCAACUGAAUACCAUCUAGGAUUAUUGAAAGCAAAACUUGCAAAAUAUAGAUCACAACUUUUAGAACCUGGAAAGAAAUCUGAGAAAGGAGAGGGUUUUGAUGUAUUGAAAUCUGGAGAUGCAAGAGUAGCUUUAAUAGGUUUUCCUUCAGUGGGAAAAUCUACUUUAUUAAGUACUUUAACACAUACAGAAUCUGAAGCAGCAUCUUACGAAUUUACUACUUUAACUUGUAUUCCUGGUGUUAUUGAAUAUAAAGGGGCGAAUAUUCAACUUCUUGACCUUCCUGGAAUAAUUGAAGGCGCAGCACAGGGUAAAGGAAGAGGUAGACAGGUGAUUGCUGUUGCUAGAACAGCAGAUUUAGUCCUUAUGAUGUUAGAUGCUACUAAACAAGAUGUACAAAGACAACUUUUAGAAAAAGAAUUGGAAUCAGUUGGUAUACGACUUAAUAAGAAAAAGCCGAAUAUAUAUUUUAAAAUAAAGAAAGGAGGUGGAUUGGCCUUUAAUUCGACAUGUCCACUGACAAAAGUAGAUGAGAAAUUAGUUCAAAUGAUUCUACAUGAAUACAAGAUUUUUAAUGCAGAAGUUUUAUUCCGCGAAGACUGUACUGCAGACGAAUUGAUCGAUGUGAUCAAUGCCAACAGAGUAUAUUUGCCAUGUCUUUAUGUACAUAACAAAAUAGAUCAAAUAUCAAUAGAAGAAGUGGACAGAAUUGCUAGGCAACCUAAUAGUGUAGUAGUUAGUUGUAAUAUGAAGUUGAAUUUGGACUUCUUGCUUGAAACACUAUGGGAAUACUUAUCCUUAAUAAGAGUAUACACAAAGAAACCUGGACAACCACCCGAUUUUGAUGAUGGUUUAAUAUUAAGAAGAGGUGUUACCGUGGAACACGUGUGUCACGCCAUUCAUCGCACACUUGCUCAGCAAUUUAAAUAUGCUCUUGUUUGGGGUACAAGUACAAAGUAUUCUCCGCAAAGAGUGGGAGUGCAGCAUGUUAUGCACGACGAAGAUGUUAUUCAAAUAGUUAAAAAAUAAAAUUCACGAAAUUGUAUAAAUUAUUACCUAUGAAAGUCUAAAUGGCAAAGUACAGCUUUAUAUAGUUUCUUUUAGAUUUUAUAUACAUUUAAAACAUAC
Messenger RNA from Colletes gigas, 1269 nucleotides. RefSeq names its product developmentally-regulated GTP-binding protein 2. Gene Ontology annotation, biological process: cytoplasmic translation. Gene Ontology annotation, molecular function: GTPase activity; GTP binding. Bases 79 to 1170 code for a protein of 363 amino acids. The transcript is spliced from 5 exons. Gene Ontology annotation, cellular component: cytoplasm. Lineage: Eukaryota; Metazoa; Arthropoda; Insecta; Hymenoptera; Colletidae. The record is from RefSeq and is a predicted model, not a curated record.